Messenger RNA from Symbiodinium sp. CCMP2592, 2961 nucleotides. Lineage: Eukaryota; Dinophyceae; Suessiales; Symbiodiniaceae. The record is from the annotation of a GenBank genome assembly.
AUGGCCCCGGCUGAAAGCAGUUGGGACUCUUCGAAGCUCACAGAUAUGUGGCAACAGCACGGCCAUAAUGCCUGGACCCACGUCGGCAAAGAUAGGGCAGCAGGGGCGAAGGGUAAAGGAAAAGGCAAGGCAGCUAAGGGAGAUAAAGGGAAAGGCAAAGGAAAGGGCAAGACGCAGACGAAAGCUUCAGGAACAACCGAGACCACAGGAGAAGCCACAGACGAAGGGGCAAAGGAAAGGCUAAGUCGCAGACGAAAGGGCAAAGGAAAGGGCAAGUCGCAGGCCAAAGGUUCGGGAAAAGACGAAGCCACAGGAGAAACCACCCCAGCCACACCCAAGGGCAAAGGAAAGGCUAAGUCGCAGACGAAAGGUUCAGGAAAAGACGAAGCCACAGGAGAAGCCACCACGAAGGGCAAAGGAAAGGGCAAGUCGCAGGCCAAAGGUUCGGGAAAAGACGAAGCCACAGGAGAAGCCGCAACCAAGGGCAAAGGAAAGGCAGAGGCGACGAAAGGUUCAAGAAAAGACGAAGCCACAGGAGAAGCCACACUAAAGGGCCAAGGAAAGGGCAAGUCGCAGACGGAAGGUUCAGGAACAGCCGAAGCCACAGGAGAAGCCGCGCCAAAGGGCAAAGGAAAGGCUAAGUCGCAGACGAAGGGUGCAGGAAAAGACGAAGCCACAGGAGAAGCCACGCCAAAGGGCAAAGGAAAGGCUAAGUCGCAGACGAAAGGUUCAGGAAAAGACGAAGCCACAGGAGAAGCCACACCCAAGGGCCAUAGGAGAAGCCACACCCAAGGCAAAGGAAAGGCUAAGUCGCAGACGAAAGGUUCAGGAAAAGACGAAGCCACAGGAGAAGCCACACCCAAGGGCAAAGGAAGGGGCAAGUCGCAGGCCAAAGGUUCGGGAAAAGACGAAGCAACAGGAGAAGCCGCAACCAAGGGCAAAGGAAAGGCAGAGGCGACGAAAGGUUCAAGAAAAGACGAAGCCACAGGAGAAGCCACACUAAAGGGCCAAGGAAAGGGCAAGUCGCAGACGGAAGGUUCAGGAACAGCCGAAGCCACAGGAGAAGCCGCACCAAAGGGCAAAGGAAAGGCUAAGUCGCAGACGAAGGGUGCAGGAAAAGACGAAGCCACAGGAGAAGCCACGCCAAAGGGCAAAGGAAAGGCUAAGUCGCAGACGAAAGGUUCAGGAAAAGACGAAGCCACAGGAGAAGCCACACCCAAGGGCAAAGGAAAGGCUAAGUCGCAGACGAAAGGUUCAGGAAAAGACGAAGCCACAGGAGAAGCCACACCCAAGGGCAAAGGAAGGGGCAAGUCGCAGGCCAAAGGUUCGGGAAAAGACGAAGCCACAGGAGAAACCACCCCAGCCACGAAGGGCAAAGGAAAGGCCACGUCCCCGUCGAAAGGAGCCGCAAAGGUGCAGAAACUCUCGUCGGAGAAGAUCGAAGCGAUUUUGGCAAUGACGGAGCCUGGUGAGUUAGACUUGCCUACCAGGAAGCGACUGAACGAAGCAAUGCGACGGCGGUUCGAAAGUGCAGAUGGACUCAAACCAGGACUGCUUGAGAAAUGGAAGGCGACCAAAGAUCCGGGCGAUAAGUGGAUGCCUCUGUUUGCCUUCUUGAAGGCAUUCGUGCAGCACAAGGACAUGCCCGACAUCGAAGUCGAAACGUUCUAUGUUGAGAAUUGGAUCUCAUUGCCGCUAAGCGAGCUUCGUAAGCUGUACACAACAGAAGCCCAGCAGAAGUUCUUGGAAGAGCAAGUGGUCGCCAGACAACGUGGCACUGCUCACCCACAGGACUACGGUGCAAAGACGAAGGAGGUUGGCACGAAAACCUCCGGAAGAGCCAAGUUGCCGGCCAACAAGGCUGCCAGAGCUGCCUUUGCCGAGACCAUUCAGAACAAGGCUGACUCGUUCGCCGGCAGUUGGAACAGUGUCGGAGAAGCAGGGAAGUCUGGUGGUAAGGGAGGUGGUAAUAAAGGCAAAGGAGGAAAUGGAAAGGGGAAGAAGGAACUCACGCUUGAAGAAAAGGAGAAGAAGGACUUCCAGCGAGACUUGCAACAGCUGCGACAAUUGGGCGACAAGGCCUUGACUGCUGCCACGAACCUGAAGUCUACCGGGCUGAAGCGACAGGAGGCCCGGCCAGCAGCUGACGUCCAGCAUAUGGGUGAUGUGAAUACCCAGUGCUACGGCAUUCUGGCGGAGUGCAACACACUCCUCUUCUCAUCCGAGCCACUUUCCAAAGCCAGAGAGUACCUGGAAUAUGCGAAGGACGUGGCACAUGCCGAGGGUGUGUUCCAGACCUUUGAGCUACGCAAAGCUUCCGAGAAGCGAAAACGGGAAAAGGAAGAGGUGAAGAAGCAGGCUACGGCAGAUCUGGUCGCCUGCUUCAACUACCAGAAAUGCUGGAGAUUGGACGCGAAGAAAAACCACUGGGGACAUGUCAACAUCCUAGAGGUCUCUGAAGCAACCAUGGCGAAAGGUUCUUCCGGAGCCGCACAAGAUCUGGGUUCCCUAUGCCCGCCUCUUGGGGUGAACCUGGAUGCAGCCGGCAACGAAGAUCGGGGCUGGUACGAACACAGCAUGUUCCUCCCUCACGAAGUGAUGGGCUGCAUCUACAAUUUCGACCGGGACUUCUUUCACAAGCUCUUUGGGAGAUUCGAGAAUACUGCCAGAAAUCGAGAGAAUUUGCUUCACACUGGUGGUUCAAUCACCCGGCUCUCGCUGAAGCUGGUGAUUUCUUUGUGCCUGUGCGACUAUAUGGCGAUGGAGCUGAAAGCUACCGAACCUGGUCAGGGUGUCUAUCCGUCGGUGGAUAUGAAUGGCGAAUGCUUGAAGGGCUCUCGUCGUGAACAAGCUGGUCGUCGAAUCUGCGGAAAGUACACGGUGGUUCUGGAUGCUUUUCAGAUGGACCAAGAGUUCAUCAGCAAGUGUUUUCGGCUGCAGAGAUUCUUCCCUGCAACAUAA